UUGUUUACAACCCGAACACGUUAUGACCGCUGAUAUUCUUGUCAUUUGUACAUUGUUACAACAAAGUAGGAUAUGAUUGGUUUAUGAUAUGAAAUGUGUGUUUAAUGGUUCAGGAAACCUUAACAGGUGAAUGCGAUUCGACAGAGUAUCUGUCAGUCAUUGGCCAUGGGAAAUCUAAGGUUAGGUAGCACUGUUCCGCCUCCUGCAAACUGGCAGCCGCUGUAGCUAGCAGAGCAGAUGUUAGUUCGGAUGCACACAUUGAAUGAAAGUCGGUGUAGCAGGCUGUGGCCACCAGCAACUGAGAAUAUCCGCACUCAGUAAAGUUAUCUUAAGUUACGGUGUAUAGGCACCUGGUGAGACUGUAUCUGCAGGGAAAAGCUUACACGUUGGCAAGAGACGGGUUGAAGAGAUUUGUGGGAGGGGAAGGACCAGGCUGUGUGUGGCAAUGCAGCGGGUCACGGCGCAGCUCGUCGUCGGAGUGGUCGCAGUGGUGCUGUCGCUGCUGGCAGAGCAGUGUUGGGCGGACGGCGGGGGCCCCAGCCUCGCUGAACGGGUUAUCUGGGCUGUUAAUGCCGGGGGUGAAGCACACGUGGACGUGCACGGUAUUCACUUCAAAAAGGACCCAUUGGAAGGGAAGGUUGGCAAAGCAUCUGAUUAUGGUGUGCGUCUGCCAAUACUGCGCUCCAGUCCAGAGGACCAGAUUCUGUAUCAGACAGAGCGCUACAAUGAGGACACUUUUGGAUAUGAUAUUCCCAUUCGUGAGGAAGGAGACUAUAUACUAGUUAUGAAGUAUGCAGAAGUUUACUUCGCCCAGUCACAGCAAAAGGUGUUUGACGUCCGUCUAAACGGCCAUGUGGUGGUGAAGGACCUGGAUAUCUUUGAACGUGUGGGUCACAGUACCGCUCAUGAUGAAAUAGUGCCCUUUUCUAUUAAACGUGGCAAGCUGAGUGUGCAAGGAGAAGUGUCCACUUUCAACGGCAAGCUCAUUGUGGAGUUUGUAAAGGGUUAUUAUGACAACCCCAAGGUCUGCGCGCUCUACGUAAUGAAGGGGACAUUAGAAGAUGUGCCAAAACUUCAGCCUCACCCUGGCUUGGAGAAGCACGAGGAAGAGGAAGAAGAGGAGGAGGAGAGCGAGGGAGGCGAGGAAGGUGGGAAGAAAAAGGUCCCUAUAGGUUCCAAGAACAGGGUCCAGUCAGGCCCCCGAACACCAAACCCAUACGCAGCCGACAACAGCAGCCUAAUGUUUCCCAUCCUUGUGGCGUUUGGGGUGUUCAUCCCCACACUGUUCUGCCUCUGUCGGCUGUGAGCUACAACUAGUGAUCGAGGAGACAUCAAACGGACAGACAGACUAUGAAGAGAGGGAAGGAGAGGGGGGGGUUGGGGGGGGGGUCGACAACAGCAGCACAGGUAAAAGCAUACACGCAGGAGAGAGCUUGAAGGCUUGAAGAAAAUCAUGACAACAGAGGACAAAAAGAGACAACUUUUCGGAAAGCCACUACGAGAUGAAGCAAACGCUGUUGUCGCAUUCUACCGUUGAGGAAAGAAAAGGAGAUGUAGGAAGUGUAUGCUGUGCGCUUCUUUGUGAAUGUGUUUCGCAUCCACCUCUGCUGACCCUUUUGAACAAUGUUAGUCAUUUCCACUCAGAGACUGGGCAGGAUUUACAGAUGCCAGUCUUCACUGUUUGAAACCACAAUUCAGCAGCUAAGGGGUCCGUAGAAGUUAUUGGUCUGGGCCCGUUUUAUUAACUAAAAAGCAUUGUUUUGUACUGGGUGUAGCAAGGAAGUUUAACACUCCUGCUCAGCAUCUGGUCAGACAUGAUACCUUCAAAUUGGAAAUGGUGCUGCUUAGAAAUUGGUUAAAUAGAAUAGAAACUAUGAGUCAGGUGUACAGUUGCCAUCUGAGAGGCUCCCAUUUUUCUCAACUUGUCGCGUUUUUGUGUCUUUCCACUCAGAUCUAGUUAGUUCUUUGUUGACGUGCCAUCAUCUACUUGCCAUACGUUGUUGAAAGACGAAAGUAAUUGGUGUUGAACCAGCUCUAGCUAGCUGGAUUAUUUGCUGUCUGCUGUCUAAGUCGGUUUGCCUUUACAUAAAUAUAGGUUAAGUUUCACAAAUCUGUUGAUGUGUGGUAAUACAUACUUUGGCAUUGUUCCAUCAAAUACUGAUCCAGGGCCAUGAAAAGUGCUUAACAGUGAUCACAAAUUUAAAGUCCUUUUGGUUUUGUUUGUUUGUUUUCAAGGAUGAGUCCUUUUUUUUUUUUUUUUUUUUUUUUAAUUCACACAUUACAACGUGAGAAUAUUGAACCUUACGGUUUUUUUCAGUAAGAGAUGCCACAUUUAGUGAGAGGCAAAGUUGAAGCUGUGAAAUGCUUAAGCUCAAGUGAGUCAGGAUCUUUUCAUUUUCUGUUUUUUCUCUGAUCUUUGCCUUUUUCUAUUCAUUCAUUAUGUAUGCCUGCCUUUUUGUCUCACCAAAGAAUGUCUCUCUUUAUGUCAUUAGAGAAGAAAAACUUGGUGGCCUGUUUUAAUUUGACUAAUAGCUUGCAAAAUACAGUUCUGGGAUGCCUCUGUGGCAAGUGGAUGAAAUUGAAGGUGUUUGGACACGCAGUACCCUCAUCAUCAUCGUCGUCAUCGGUUAACUGAGAGGACAGCUGUAAUAGUUGUAUUUGUUUUGUGUCAUUAAUUUUGUGUUUUCGAUUUAAAACAGAAAGCUGUGUUGACUCUGAACUUCAGUCCUUCAUGUUAUUUGAAACUGAGAGAACAGGCCGCUGCAGCUCAAUGUUAAUAUAAUAAAUCAUGAGAAUCUGUGCCAGUCAAUGCACUUGUUUCAUACAUCCCCAAAGUUGCUCUGCGUGCACCACAAGUUCAUCUACCUGCAGUAAGAGAUGAGAAAGCACAAUAUCAGUCAGGAGAAAAUGAUGUUUACCAGAUGUUAUAAAUCAACAUUUAUUGCAUUUUCCGCAUUCUUCACUCAGCCUUUUCAAAUCUGUUGUCUUAAAACUUUUAAUGUGGACUGUACCAUUUUGUUAAAUCAGUGUGAACUUUCAGUGCAAUUAAGCUACGAGUUCUGGUCCUUGAAUUGAUUGAGCAAAUGGGACAAAAUUUGAUCUUUGAUAAUGUGGCCAUGUAGGGGAAAAAAAGGUUCACUUUGUGUUUUAGUCUCUGCUUUUGGACAAUGAUAUCCUGCUUUGCGUUCCAUGCAGACUGAAAAGCAGCUUUGUUCUUCAUUUUUAGUGUGAGUUGUGAUCCCUCCUAUUUAUGUAUCUAGUUACCUCCCUUAAGUGCUUAGCUCUAUUCCUAGGACGUUUUUGUAACUUUGCCUGUUUCACUAAUGCGUCUUAAAUGUCCCCUGACGGUUAAUAAUUCAGGUGUUGUGGAUCCUUCCUCACUCCUCGAUUCUUCUUCCCAUUUUGAUUGAUUGUGGGUAAGAAGUUAGUGCCAGAAAAUAUUUGGUUAGUUGGUUUUGGGGUUUUUGUUUUUUCUGUCUCUUAAGUUGUAAACUCAACUCAUAUAUUUAAGCACCUUUUUUUUCCUCUGAAAAGAUGCAAAAAGUACAUUUAAUUCCACCAAAGUCACCGUGUUCUGUUCCUCUGCAAGUCUACACAGUUGCGUGUGUAUAUAAGGUACAAGAUUACACUUUUUAUUGUGUGACAACAGUUUUGUUCUCAUCACGUUUGUGUUGUAGCUGGGAUGUUAGGGUGUUUUGGGGUUUUUUUGUUUGUUUGUUUUUUGUCUCCUGAGGAAGACUUUGUGGCCUUUCUUCUGGGGAGGAACAGUUGUUGGUACAGAAUACAAAAAAAUUUAACAGGCAGCCAGAUGAACUGACUGUCAGAAAGUCAAAUAAAUGAGAUUAUGUCUGAAAAUGUGGGAUCUUCCAUUCUAUUAUAUAUAAUUUAAAUCAGAGUGGGGCUGAUCUGGAGAUAUUUUAUAAUACGCUUGGAUAUGUUUGAAUUUUUUCCUCAGGAUCUGUUUUGUUUUGCGUUUUUAAAACGUGAUAUUUUAUUGGUGUGACAUUUUGCACUGCCUCAUGUAUUUUAAAAUCAUGUAAUUUUUUUGUGUGUUCGUCUUUGUUGCCUUGAAUUAUUGAAUACAUUGUGCUUUAUCAUCUUUCGCCUUGAGGUUGCUCUUUUGUUUGCUUAUAUCAAAUUAACCUUUUUUUCCCCCUUUUUCUCUGUUAAACACACUUUUCAGGGCUAGAUUUUCAUUCCACACAAACAACCCUUGUUAGGAUUCUGUCAGUAGAGUUAAUAUAUCUUGAGCCUGUCGGUAACCUCAACUUUUCCAGGAGCAAAGCCAGUCAAAAACAAAUGGAAAGGUUUGUAAGAGAACUGUGUGAAAUGCAUAUGUCCAGCACUUGUUUCCAACUGUUGUAUCUCUUAUGUAUUUAGCUCCUCACCAGCCUACUUCGGACCUGUUAUUGACAAUACAUCACAACUGAAUGAACUGGAGUGGAAUGAAGAUCUGCUCUCAGUGGGGGGUUUUUCACAUGAAAACCAAAGAAUUGCCGUCAUUCCAUCCAAAUUCUUAAACAGUGUCCGAACAUAAUGCUAAAGGUUCUUCAUUUAUCUCAUAAAUGAAGAACCUUUUUAAACCAUAAUUUUUCUCACCUGGUAAACCAGGUGUCCUGUCUAAUCAUGUCUUGUCAUCAGAGUUAUUGUCACCACUUACUCCCCUGCCGUGACACCCCAUCCUCUUGAAAUUUUCAUCCUAAAAGAGUCCUUUUAAUUGCUCUGUGAUUAAUGUAAAUUUGUUUGAGAUGACCAUUGUCAGCUUGUCGCUAUCUUUCUAUGUUUCUCAUUUUCAAAGCAACUGAACAUGUGAGAUGAAUUUAAACUGAGACAAAUUUGAACAGCAAAACAUCAGCCAACUUGUCCAUCGUCCAGGCAGCAGUCCAUAGACACAAACAACGAGGUCUGCCACCGAUCGCACAGUGUGAGUGUGUGCUUAAAUAUGAGUCCUACUGUAUAGACAUACAUGUGUUGGAUAAAUAAAUGCUCCUCUGAGGGCUGUAGGCAGCAGCAGGUGGACUGAGAAAUGUAUUUGAGACCCCUGAUCCUACUCAGAUGUGGCAUAUGUCUGCAAAAUGGGGAAAUGCUGAUAAAUGCUGUCUCUUUUUAAUAAAUGUGCUAUUUUAUCAGAA
Siniperca chuatsi (mandarin fish) is the source of this 5132-nucleotide messenger RNA. It is a transcript of the gene mlec, whose product is annotated as malectin. The record is from RefSeq and is a predicted model, not a curated record. Gene Ontology annotation, cellular component: membrane. The transcript is spliced from 6 exons. Lineage: Eukaryota; Metazoa; Chordata; Actinopteri; Centrarchiformes; Sinipercidae. Gene Ontology annotation, molecular function: carbohydrate binding. The coding region runs from base 446 to 1306 and encodes 286 amino acids.